GCCCCAUUCUCUUUGUGACGAGGAAUCAAAUGUAAGCAUGGCUUCGCAUCUGAUCGAGACCUCAGAGGAGGACAGUUUCUUGGCGGUAGCUCGCUAUAUCGGGGACCUGUUGUCCGAAGGGCAGACUUACACAGCGCUUGCAGACACACCUGGAACUAAGUUCAGCACAGAAUGCGAGGCACUGCUAGCCUCAGGGGACUACUCAAAGCUGUUGGAGCAAUUCGUUUCACAGCUCACCCUCAUUUUUGACAAAGUUCCUGACAAAGCGGCCCUGGACUGCUGUUUGGACAUUGUUGUUCUCACUGUGCCGCGGGUGCCAGAGGGCGAGUGGGCAGCUGCAGCUGCGAAAGUGACAGCAGCCUUCACGGCAGAGGUUGACAGGCACGCGGAGAAGCGGCUCUCAUGCUUGACAGACCUGUUCAAUGCCGUGCCUGAUGCAAAGGUGCAGUACACCAUACUGCUGGAGACACUCGGCUAUGCCAAGAAAGCCGGUCUGGCUGGGCUGCUGGCGCCAGUUGUGAAGGCUAAUGCGGAGUCCUGGGCAAAGAAAUGGAGCCUCAAUGUGGCAGACCGUCGGACUCUGUACUUUGCCUGUGCAGAUGUCCUUCGGAUCAGCAAAAAGAAGAAGGCUGGCCCAUUGGACGCCUACAAGCUGACACUGCAUGCACUCUCCACAUUCCAGGGUGCCAACGCAGCUGAACUCGCUGCCGUGAAGGAUGUUGCCGCGGAGGCCGUUGCAGACUUCAUCAAGUUUCCAGAGCUGUUCCAGUUUGACCUCCUGGAAGCUGAGGCGGUGACACAGCUGGAGAAUGACAAGCAGCAUGCGCCCCUCCACAAGCUGCUGACAUUGCUCCUAACAAGCUCAGAUGUCAAGGGUUUGGAGGCCUUCAACAAGCAGCAUGGAGAGGUGCUGAAGAGCGUUGGAGUGAGCUACGAGGAUCUGCUGGCGAAGGGACGCAUACUGGCACUCCUCUCUCUGGCCUCGCAGUCAGACGUGCUCACCUUCGCUGCCAUCAGGGAGUCCCUGGCGCUGGAAGAGGGGCAGGAGGAGGCAUUUGUAAUCCGAGCCAGUGGCAACAAGCUGCUUGAAGCGCGCAUCGAUCAGCUACGCCGCGUUGUCACCGUCACGAAGAUCGCUCGCCAAACGUUCACUGCUGCCCAGUGGCAGCAGCUGCGUGCGCAGUUGGCUUCCUGGAAGGAUAAUGUGUGGAGUGUGAAGGACCUUGUGAACACUCAGAAGGAUGAUGGCCUCAGCCGUGGGGUGCCCACGUCUGCCCCAGUGCGUGCCUAGUUUUUGUCUGCUUUCUUUUUGUCUUGUAGAACAUUUGACCCCUCUUGGGAUGGCAGGAAUACCACAUGUAAGAGCCUCUGACUCUGUC
This is a messenger RNA of Coccomyxa subellipsoidea C-169, 1379 nucleotides long. RefSeq lists its product as hypothetical. Gene Ontology annotation, cellular component: eukaryotic translation initiation factor 3 complex. Gene Ontology annotation, biological process: cytoplasmic translational initiation. The coding region runs from base 38 to 1291 and encodes 417 amino acids. The transcript has 10 exons. The record is from RefSeq and is a predicted model, not a curated record. NCBI's taxonomy places the organism in Eukaryota, Viridiplantae, Chlorophyta, Trebouxiophyceae, Coccomyxaceae.